GCAGCUGAUCAGCCUAUUUUCGUGUCUUCAACGGCCAGCGACCUAGCAAAGGCACCCUCAGUCACCCAGCAGAAUGAAUACGCUUGCAGGUGCAGAUGAGCAAGGCCACGCCUGGCCGCCUUGGCUAGCGGGAGGACAUGCAUGGCGGAGACCACGAGGCGGGGUCGAUGAGGUGUGCCUGCGCUGCCGUCGAGAGCAAGCGGCGCGUGGCUCUGCCAGCCAUCGGAUCACUCUCUACGCUCAGGCAGGUGCCAUACCUCUAUACCCUAUUAUAUAAGAGACCCCCAAAUCCCUGAACAAGAACAACCACAUAGGUCGAUCCAGCAGAAACACUUUCUCCUCACAGCUAGCUAGCUAGCAGCAUGGCACAAGAUCAAUCCGUGGUCAAAGAGAUCGACCAACCUGGCCAAGAUCUUCCGACAUGGGAUGGAUGGUCCACGCCACUCACCCUCUACAACAGCUACUGGCUCAGAUCUCACACGGUAAGCAAGUUCAUGCUCGUCAGGGACAGGUUCAAGCCCCGCCGCGACGACAUCAUCCUCGCCACGCACCCCAAGAGCGGCACCACCUGGCUCAAGUCCCUCGCCUUCACCGUCUCCACCCGCUCCCGCUUCACCUUCGACAACACCCCUCUGCUCACCAGCAACCCGCAGCGCGUCGUGCCUUUCAUCGGCGUCAUGGGCGGAGACCUCGACAACCUCGAGGCCCUGCCGUCGCCGAGGCUGCUCUCGACGCACCUGCCGCUCUCCCUUCUCCCGCCCACCGUCUACACCGUCGGCUGCAGAGUCGUCUACCUCUGCCGGGAGCCAAAGGACGCGUUCGUGUCCAGGUGGCACUUCGAGAACAAGAUUGGCACAGGGGCUCCGAUCAGCCUCGACGAUGCGUUUCGCAUGUUCUGCCAAGGGAUCUCCCCCUUCGGCCCUUUCUGGGAUCACUACCUGGAGUAUUGGAAGGAGAGCCUGGCGAGGCCGCACGAGGUGAUGUUUCUCAGGUACGAAGAGAUCGUGUCUGACCCGCUCAUGGUCGUAAGGAAGCUCGCCACCUUUCUCGGAGUCCCGUUCACCGAGGAGGAGGAGGAGAGCGGAGUCGCCGAGCAGAUUGUGAGGUUCUGCAGCUUCGAUUCUCUUCGCAACCUGGACGUUAACAAAACAGGUGCCGGCGUUGAGCGUGCAGGAGGCAAGAUUCUCCUCGAGGCCGCGUCGCUCUUCAGGAAAGGGAAGGUUGGUGACUGGGUGAACCACAUGAGCAAGGACAUGGCAGAAGCAAUGGAUCACCUCGUGGAGGACAAGUUCAAGGGGUCUGGGCUAGAGUUCUGAGAUACGGCUUAAUUUGCGUGCCAGCUACUGUGAGUGCGUAGUGUAGUUGCAGCGUCUGAUGAUGGCCAUCAGUGUUUUCACCAAAGAUGUUGAACUCUGCAAUAAAUUUGGUCGUGUGCUUUGUUUGAUUA
Messenger RNA from Lolium perenne, 1447 nucleotides. Its product is annotated as cytosolic sulfotransferase 15. Gene Ontology annotation, molecular function: sulfotransferase activity. The record is from RefSeq and is a predicted model, not a curated record. Lineage: Eukaryota; Viridiplantae; Streptophyta; Magnoliopsida; Poales; Poaceae.